Labrus bergylta (ballan wrasse) is the source of this 834-nucleotide messenger RNA. The record is from RefSeq and is a predicted model, not a curated record. NCBI's taxonomy places the organism in Eukaryota, Metazoa, Chordata, Actinopteri, Labriformes, Labridae.
AUGGAAGAUUUUUUGAACAACACCUCACAGAAUGAAAGCUAUGGUCAAAGUGAAAUCGACCAAGACUAUGAUUAUGACAAAUAUAAAUCUCUUAAUUUUAUCAAACGUGUGGCAACAUUUGUAAUCAUUAGUAUCUGCCUUCCUUUGACCAUGGCUGCCAUCUAUUCUGUGUUUUUCAUGGUGCGAAAUGAUCGUGGGGCUCCCUUCUACGUCAUCAACAUUCUAAUUUCUGAUGUUAUUCAGCUCAGCUGUUUGACUGUUUGGGGGGCACUACAGAUAUGGGAAUACAUCUCCAGCUUCAUUUACAGAAUGGCUGUGCUGGCCAGUGUUGGCUUCAUGGUUUGUCUCGCCCUUGAAAGGUAUUUAGUCAUUGCCAAGCCACUGUGGUACCGCUUCAAUCGAUCCAAAAAUAUGUCUGUGGUGGUCUGUGCCGUGGUCUGGGCCAGUUCCAUUGUCUUCAACUUCUCAUAUAAAACCACCUGCGUUGCUUUUCUGCUUCCCUUCCCACUGCUCAUAUUCUUCCUGGUUGGGACCGUCAGAGCCCUCUCUACUUCCAUCUCGGUCCCCUCAGAUGAAAAACGAAGAAUUGUUGGAAUUUUAGUCCUUGUGCUGCUGAUUUACACACUACUGUUCCUGCCCUUUCUCAUUACCAUCCUGAAAAGCAAAUUAAUUUCCUAUACUUUGUUCAUAGUGUCUGACAUCUUUCUUAGGUGCAGUCCUCUUGCAAACUUAGUUCUGUAUGUUUUCAUCAGGAAAGGGACCAUAGACAAGCUUCUGGCUGCUGUGGGUUGUUGCAGAAAAGAAAGCAAUGAUCCUCAGUCAGUGUCGAUGUAG